AUGGAGGAUGAAGAUGGCACUUGUUUACUCGAUGUUUUGUGUGACCCCCAAGCCCUGAACGACUUCCUUCAUGGAACCAAUGAGCUGGAGAAUGAAGAUCUGCUCAUUUCUGCCACCUCCGGGGAACCGUCCCUGUUUGCAGAUGCCCCUAGCCCCGUCUCCCUCUUGGCGGGCCACGCCCCCUCACAGGACACCCCGCCCCCGGGCUGCGUGGACCUGUCCUUCCUGGAGGAGGCGCUGCUGGGCUCCCCCGAGGGCGGAGGGGCGCCGGGGUCAGUGGGGGGAGGCCGGGGGGACGAGGCGGAGGAGGAGGAGGCCUGCGACAUCCUCCAGCAGAGCCUGCAGGAAGCCGACAUCACCGAGCAGACGCUGGUCCUGGAGGCGGGGCUGGCUCCGCCCAGCGAGCCGCUGUCGCUCUACCCGCCCGGCGCGGUGCUCGCCCAGGCCGCCUCCCACUUCCUGUCCAAGCCGCUGAGCCUCCCCCCCGCGCUGCCGGCCAUGCCCCGGGACACCCAGGCGGCCGUGGAGCCCCCCCAGCCCUCGCUGCUGGCCGUCGGGCCCGGCUGCCCCUCCCUGAAACCGGCCGCCCCGCAGAUGAUGGGCCUCCUCCCGGGCACCGUGUUCCCCGCUCCCCCUCCUCCCGACGCCUCCUUCUCCCUCAGCCCCGCCCAGGGUUCGGGAAUGCUCAUCCAGAAGGCCCUGCCCAGCCUGACGGGGCGGCCCCUGCUCGCCCCCACGCUGAGGGCCACGGCCACCCACGGCAUCCUGCUGCCCCGGGGGCCCCUCCCCAUCCAGCCCAAGCAGCCGAUCAGCAUCCAGCCUCGCCUGGUCCAGAUCAGCCCCAAGCCCACCGGGCAGAAGACGACGGCGUCCCCGGGCCUCGCCUUCGUACCCGGGGCGGGGUCCCCGAACAUCCUGCUGUCCCCGAGCCUGGGCCCCAAACAGCAACCUCCCGCCCCGAACCUGAGCAAGCCGGUCAGCCUGCAGCUGCUCAACCAGGCUGGCUCCAUCGUCAUCCAGCCGCCGGGCCUACUGCAAGGCCCCAACCAGUUUCUGCUCCCCGGCCAGACCCCCGUGUCCAUGUCCCAGCCGGGGGGUGUGGCCCGGCCCCUGCUCUCCGCCACCAGCCCCCAGGGUCCCUCGGUGCGGGGCGGGGCACCCUCCUCGGGACAACUAGUGGACGGCGCCCAGAUCCUGACUGCCUCGUCCAGGCAGCUAAACUUCAGCCCUGUGUUCACCACCCCCGCGGGACAGCUGGCCGUGCGGCAGGGCGCCCUCCUGUCGGGGCCCCUGCAGCUGCAGUCCGCGCCCCCCACCGUCUUCCAGAUGCCGGCGCAGUUGGCGGGGGCGUACCCGCCCCAGGGGCAGGGGCAGCGGGGCACCCUUCUCCACGGCGCCACCCUGGGCAACCAGAUCACCCUGAUCAACAGCCCGGCCAUGCUGGCCCCCGACAUGGCCUCCAUCUCCAUCGUCAACGGGCCUUCGGUGGUGCAGGGGCUCCCCUUCACCCCCCAGGCCCAGCAGGAGAAGCAGCUGAACCUGCCCCAGACCUCUGUUCUGCUGCUGCCCGACAGGACGGGCCCAGAGGAGCGGGCACCAGUGGAGGAGCCCUUCCUCCAUCUUCCACAGCCAAACCAGCAGCACCUCCUCCAGCACAAUGCCCCGCCGCCCCCCCCGGAGGUCCAGAUGCCCCCCUCGGUGGUGACCCUGCUACAGCCGCUCCCUGCGCCGGCCCUGCACCGGGACCCCGCCGUCCCGCCCAAACCCCAGCCAGUGGAGAAGGAGGUGCAGAAGGAGGUGCCCAGCCUGCUCCCGCAGAAACAGAGCCUCCUCCGUCACAUGCACCAGCAGGCCCUUGUUCUUCCCUCGCCCCCCGCCGAAAACGUUCCCGGGACGCUGCCGGCGCAAACGUCCCCGCCUUCGUCCUCCCCUCCCGCCGCAGCCAAUCAGAGGGAAGACACCGCCCCCUCGCUCCCCGCGAUUGGCCAGACGGUCGCCCUGGCCGUGACGCCGAGCCCCGCCGCCGUGGCGACUCCCACGCGCACCGGGGCGGAGCAGACGGGGGCCGUGAUUGGGCAGAGCGCGCCGGGCCCGCCCCCCGCGAGCUUCCCCUCUCCGUCCGGCGGACAGACGGGGACUCUGCCGAGACCGGGGCAGGGGAAGGCGGGCGUCCAGAUACGAGCCGGGGGUCCGGGAGGCCUGGCCCCCUCCCCGCUGCCCGCGGGCCACUCCGUCCAGCUGCAGCCUGCUCCUCUGCCCACCCCCAUGGGCCCGCGGGCGCAGCCCGAAACGGCCAUCCAAGCCCCCGUCCCGCAGCGCACACAAGAGCUAGCAGCAGGCUUGGCGGUGGAUGCUAGCCUGUUUGCCCCAGCGCCGCACGCUCUCAGGCAGGCAGGGCCAGAGGCCCCGGGCCAGGCGCUGGCUCAGCAGAGGCCGCAGGUAACGGCGUGUGUGGAAACAGAGAGGGAGGAGAGACUCACCCUGGCCAUGCGCAGACACAGGGUCCAGCAGCAGUUGUGCCAGGACAACGCCGCGGUUCUGAGCCCUGACACUCGCUCCCCGUUCCUGUCCCUGGAGGACGCCGUGAGCCGCCUGCUGCCGUACCACACCUGUGCGGGGCACCUGCCCGGCACUGCCGGCUUCCUCACAGUGGACGAGCAGUUUGACGCGGUGUCCGGGGUCCUGCUGAAGCGCACAAAGGACAUGCUCAACAAGUACCGGCAGCUACUGCUGGGAGAAGCGCAGCAGGUGAGCCCGUCGGCAGAGAUGGUGAUGCUGGAGCGUCUGUUCCUGCAGGCGGAGAGGGGGGUUCUGGGAGAGGAGAGGCGGAAGGCGCGCAUGGACCCAGACUCCUUCCUGCUGUCGCUACGGAAACCGGCGUCCGGCCCAAAUGACCCGGCCCCCCCUGCCCCGUCAGCCCCACCCGCCUUCCUGAAGUCCGGCAGCCCCCCCUCGACCCCGUCCUGGGCCCUGCUGUCCAACCGGCCCCCCGGGCUGAAGACGUACCGGUCCAGCAACCGAGGGGCGCUCAAACUCACCAUCAAGCAGGAGUCGGGCUCCCGGAAGGUGGUGCACAAUUCGGCCUGCGACUCCGCCCCCUCCGGCCCCCCCGUCCACAAGCAGGACGCCGCGGGGAGGCUGACGAACGGGGGAGGGGUCCUGAGCGGGCGCGGCUCGGAGUUAUGGGACGCGCCUCACCCCCAAACCGGACACCCGCAGCCUCCCGCCUGCCCCCCGCCCCCGCCCCUGACCCUGCCCACGGCCGAGGAGGUCCAGCACCCCAAAAACAGUGUGGGGCCCAUGGAGGUUCAGGCAGCGGCUAAUUCACGGACCCCCCCGCACUCUCUGGCCGCCGCGGAGCCGCAGACGGUCGCCGCUUCCGAACCGCCCCCUCCGGACCCCGUCCUGUGCCCCCCUGAGCCCAAACGACCCCGCCCGGACCCCCACCCGGGGCCGACGAGCCCCCUGCCCCUCCCGGAGGACAGCACCCUCAGCGAGCACCUGCAGAGCGCCAUCGACAGCAUUCUGGAGCUGCAGCGCCUGCAGGGGCCUCCCGCCCUGCAAGCUCGCCCCCCUCAGGACCGGAGGGGAACUACAGUGCUGGAGCAGGCCGUCAGCAGCAUCCUGGAGGGGCAGCUGUAG
Molecule: messenger RNA, 3642 nt
Organism: Conger conger (European conger)
Lineage: Eukaryota; Metazoa; Chordata; Actinopteri; Anguilliformes; Congridae
Product: BRD4-interacting chromatin-remodeling complex-associated protein
Exons: 12
Coding region: 1-3642 (1213 amino acids)
Biological process (GO): positive regulation of DNA-templated transcription
Cellular component (GO): SWI/SNF complex
Source: RefSeq, a predicted model, not a curated record